Molecule: messenger RNA, 1703 nt
Organism: Cucumis sativus (cucumber)
Lineage: Eukaryota; Viridiplantae; Streptophyta; Magnoliopsida; Cucurbitales; Cucurbitaceae
Product: gibberellin 2-beta-dioxygenase 8
Exons: 5
Coding region: 304-1359 (351 amino acids)
Source: RefSeq, a predicted model, not a curated record
GGUUUACGUUGAAGUUCUGUGUCCAUUCAUUUCACAUUUCCCUUUUCCUAUCUUUCUCUCAUCACUUUCAUUUCCCCCUAUAUAUAUAACUAUAUAAAUAAAACUAUCCUCCUCACAUUUCAUUCUGUCACACUCUCUCCAAUAUAUACUUUCCAUCCCUUUUUCCCUUUUCGUUUACUAUAUAUAUAUAUAUAUAUAUAAUAACUUUCAUCUCUUUGAAAGUAAAAGUGACAUCCCCUUUUUAAUUAUUUCUCCCAUUUUCCUAUAUCUCUCUUGGAAGAAGACCACUUCAAAGAAGUAAAAAUGACGCACACUCUAAAACACCAGUCGUCUGCAAACGUGGCCAUGGACCCACCAUUUCACGAGGCUUACAAGACCCUCUUGGCCGAAAGGGCGGCGGCGGCGACGGGUGCAAAGGGAGCCAGCGACGUCGUCCUCACGGUGGUCGAGGAAUGGGAUCUUCCGCUGGUUGAUUUAGAGCGUUUGACGGCGGGCAAAGUGGAAGAGGUGGAACAAUGCAAAAAUGACAUAAUUACAGCUUCUAAAGAAUGGGGUUUCUUUCAAGUUGUGAAUCAUGGGAUUUCAAAUCAGCUUUUGGCCAAAAUGAGAGCUAAGCAAAUCGAGCUUUUCAAGCAGCCGUUUGAGCGUAAGAGUAAAGAAGAUCAAUUUUCGAAUUUCUCCGCCGGAAGUUACCGUUGGGGAACCCCCUCCGCCACUUCUAUUACACAACUUUCUUGGUCCGAAGCUUUUCAUGUUUCUCUAUCUGAUAUUCUUGGAACCAACGGCUCCGAUGAUGAUGAUCUCAGGUCAACAAUGGAAGAAUAUGCGGGAAAAGUUUCAAGGUUAGCACAGAAGCUAGCAGAGAUAUUGGGAGAGAACUUGGGGAGAAGCUCAAAAUUCUUCGUGGAAAAUUGCGUGCCCAGCACGUGCUAUCUCCGGAUGAACCGGUACCCGCCAUGCCAUGUUCCGGGUCAAAUAUUCGGUCUGAUGCCACACACCGACAGCGAUUUUCUCACCAUUCUUCACCAAGAUCAAGUCGGCGGCUUGGAGUUGGUCAAAGAUGGGAAAUGGAUCGCCGUUAAACCCAAUCCCCAGGCUCUUAUUAUCAACAUAGGAGACUUAUUUCAGGUUUGGAGUAACGAUGAAUACAAAAGUGUAGAGCAUAGAGUUGUGACAAACUCGAAAAAGGAGAGAUAUUCAAUAGCCUAUUUUUUGUGUCCAUGGAGUGAGACGGUGAUAAAGAGCAAGAGUGAGCCAGGGGUUUAUAGAAGGUUUAGUUUUAGGGAAUUCAGGAAUCAAGUUCAAGAAGAUGUUCGUAAGUAUGGCUACAAGAUUGGUUUGCCUAGGUUUGUCUUAUGAUCCAUCAAACUUCAAACCCCAAUUUUUUCAAAGAUAAUAAUCUGGCUGAUCUAUAUAUAUAUAUACAAGUUUGUUUUUUUUUUAUUUUUACAGUAGUUUGUGGCUUCACACAUAUAAGAGCAAUACUAAUGUAUGUAAACUCGUAAAGAAAAAGAAGAAAAAAAAAUGUUUGUUAGGCCAGGUUGUAACAAAUUAUGUUUAGAUGAUUAGAUGGAAGGUAAUGUUAGUAAUUGGAUACACUGUUUAAGUAUUAUUUUAGUACUGAACCUUUUUGUAAGAAUUAAAAGGAAGCUAAACAUCCUUUUGUCUUCUUAAUUAUAUCAUUUCAAUUAUCGUUGAGCUAA